CCCCCCCAAUAAUUCAUCUACUUUUAACUGCCUCCCAAAUUUCAAGGAAAUUGCAAUGCUUUCCAGCUUCCACACCAAAAAGUAGAGCUGAAUGUUCCUCUUUUAUCAACACAUAAAUUUCACAAUAUGCAAUGCUUUGAUUGAUUCUCAAUUUCCUUUAUUCGGUUUCAAGGUGUCUACUACCUUCUAUUCUUACAUACACUUGCCUCCUUUUCCAUCUCAUUCCUCUAAUGGAAAAGCUUCAAAACCUCCUCCUCCAGUUGUUGAUGCUUCUUCCCCUUUCAUCACCUUACACACUUCCAAAUAAGUACUUCAUCAAUUGUGGAUCAAAUUCUAACGUCUCAAGCAGCGGAGGUCGAAACUUUGUCGGUGACUUGAAUUCCGGUGUUUCCUUCUUUGUAGGGCAAAGCAGCCCUGUCCCUCAUGCAAAUCCUUCUUCAUCUCAACUCUAUCAAUCCGCAAGAAUCUAUCGACGCCCUUCCUUUUACGAGUUUGCAAUUAAUGAUAACGGCACCUACUUUGUACGUCUCCAUUUCUUUGUUUCUUCAUCUGAUUCUAAUCUAGCCACAGCUAAAUUUAAUGUCUCAGCUUCAGGAUUUUGGCUAUUAUCAAACUUUACUCUCAAGAACAGUAUUAGUUCACCUGUCAUCAAAGACUUUUUGGUCACCAUCAAUGUAGAAAGAUUUAGGAUCUACUUCAUACCUUCCCAAGGAUCAAACUUGGCUUUCGUAAACGCCAUCGAAGUCUUUCUUGCCCCUGAGGAUUUCAUCCCCGAUAUCGCUUCUCGUGUUACUCCUACAGGAAUUAGAAAUUCUUUUGAUGGUUUGCCUUCUCAGGUGUUGCAUACACUCUUUAGGAUUAAUGUUGGAGGGCUUACCCUCACACCAGCAAAUGAUACAUUGUGGAGGAACUGGAUUCCGGAUGAUAGUUUCUUGCUUAAUCCAAUGGCUGCAAGGAAUAGUAGCUUCUUCUCUGAUUCACCUAAAUAUCAAGAAGGAGGAGCCACUAAAUAUACUGCCCCAGACCCUGUGUAUAGGACUGCAAAAGAAAUGAAUAUAGAUGAGAGCAGACAACUAAAUUUCUUUAAUGUUACAUGGAGUUUUAAUGUGAGCAAGAGUUCUAGUCACUUUGUUCGGGUCCACUUUUGUGACAUAAUUAGUGUAUCUCUUAAUGAUAUAAUAUUCGAUCUCUAUAUCUACAACAAGUUUAGUGAGAGAAUUAAUCCAUAUGAUAAAAUGGGUCAGUUAGCUGCUCCAUUUUACUAUGAUUUUGUGGUUGAUUCUGAUGAGUCCGGAAUCAUGAACAUAAGUAUACGGCCUCUGUUGGAUUCUCGAAAUCAAACUGCAUUCCUGAAUGGGCUGGAGAUAAUGGAGUUAAUGAAGAAAUCGGAUUUUGUUUCGUGGCCAGAGAAGCCUGAAAGUAAUAGGACUAGUCUGUUUGCUAUAGUUGGCUCCAUUGGUGGGGGUUCAUUUGUUAUUAUUUUGGUAGCAAUAGUGCUUCUGAGUUUGAAAAGGAGAAAAGCAAAGCCUGGACAAUCUUCAAAUUGGCCUUUCUCUGGGCCUUUCUAUGCAAGGAGCAGUUCUUACAAUAGAAUGCCUGAAAAGACUUCCAAUAUGUUGCCUUCUAAUUUAAACCUUGCUUUGAGAUUAUCAUAUCAUGAAAUUGAGCAAUCGACCAAGAACUUCGAUUCUAACUUGGUGAUUGGGGAGGGUGGAUUCGGAAAAGUCUAUCAAGGAAUGUUUCGUGGCAUGAAAGUGGCUGUGAAAAGGAGUGAACCAGGACAUGGCCAAGGCUUUCUAGAGUUCCAAACUGAGAUAGUGGUCUUAUCUCAAAUUCGCCACCGUCAUCUUGUUUCCUUAAUUGGAUAUUGUGAUGAAAGAUUUGAAAUGAUACUAGUCUAUGAAUUCAUGGAGAAAGGAACUCUUAGAGAUCAUCUCUAUUAUUCAACUGUCGAUCUUGAGAAAUCAUACAGUGCACGUUCUGAAUUAUCUUGGAAGCAAAGACUAGAAAUUUGCAUCGGUGCAGCUAAAGGCCUUAAUUACUUGCACACAGGUGCAGCUGAAGGAAUCAUUCACCGUGAUGUUAAGUCAACAAACAUCUUGCUUGAUGAACAGCUUGUGGCCAAAGUUGCUGAUUUCGGUCUUUCAAAAUCAAGCAUUCCUAAUGUAGAACAAAGCGUCGAUGUAAAAGGUACCUUUGGUUAUCUUGACCCUGAAUAUUUUAUGUCUCUACAGUUGACAGAUAAAUCCGAUGUGUAUUCUUUCGGAGUUGUACUCCUAGAAGUCCUUUGUGCUAGGCCAGCAGUCAUCAACUCGAGCAGGAGGGAGGAAGUGAACUUAGCUGAAUGGGGAAUGCAUUGGCUGAAGAAAGGUCAACUUGAGAAUAUUAUUGAUCCAAUGCUAGUGGAUACUAUUAAUCCCAACUCAUUUAGGAGGUUUGCUGAAACAACAAAGAAGUGUUUAAAGGUUUAUGGUAGUGAAAGGCCAAUCAUGCGUGAUGUUUUGUGGGACUUGGAAUAUGCAUUACAGCUUCAGCUUACUCCAAUCAACAGAGGCCCACUUGAAGAUAGUAUAACCAAUGCUUCAUUGGAAUUUUCGAUGCCUGUUCUCCAUCGAUUACCGUCCAAUAGCUUUCCAGCUGUUGAUGAAGACAACACUACUCUAGUAUUUGAUGAUACUUCAGAUGUAACUGCUAGUGAAGUAUUCACGGAAUUGAGGAUUGGUGAUUCUAGAUAAUCUCAGUCGAAACCUUUUUGAAAUUGACUCUUUAUUUAAAAAAAAAUGAAAAUGAAAAUGGGAGUCGCCACCAAUCCUUUUUUAUGAGGUAUGAUCGGAUCACCUCGUAAUUUGAUCUUUUUAAUAAAAUGUUUGAUUUAUUAAAACAA
This is a messenger RNA of Gossypium arboreum, 2884 nucleotides long. Its product is annotated as probable receptor-like protein kinase At5g24010. Gene Ontology annotation, cellular component: plasmodesma; plasma membrane. Lineage: Eukaryota; Viridiplantae; Streptophyta; Magnoliopsida; Malvales; Malvaceae. Gene Ontology annotation, biological process: protein autophosphorylation. Bases 231 to 2735 code for a protein of 834 amino acids. The record is from RefSeq and is a predicted model, not a curated record. Gene Ontology annotation, molecular function: ATP binding; transmembrane receptor protein tyrosine kinase activity. The transcript has a single exon.